Messenger RNA from Scaptodrosophila lebanonensis, 762 nucleotides. Its product is annotated as rho guanine nucleotide exchange factor 25-like. The record is from RefSeq and is a predicted model, not a curated record. Gene Ontology annotation, cellular component: cytoplasm. Gene Ontology annotation, biological process: axon guidance. Gene Ontology annotation, molecular function: guanyl-nucleotide exchange factor activity. Bases 106 to 762 code for a protein of 218 amino acids. NCBI's taxonomy places the organism in Eukaryota, Metazoa, Arthropoda, Insecta, Diptera, Drosophilidae. The transcript has 3 exons.
UUGCUUCAAAUCCUUCACAGUUACUUUUUGAAUGCCUUGCGUGAUUGCCAGGGAUCAGCGGUAGAGUUGGGUCUACUGAUAAAGCGUUCAACGCGAGACUUUUCUAUGUAUUAUUACUAUGCUGGGAAUCAGCCACUAUCGGAACUAAUUAUCAAUGCGCAUCAUUCGUAUUUCAAUUCUAUACGCGAGAUUUUGGGACACCACAUAAAUCUUUCUGGCCUUACUCUAAAGCUGGUCCAACGUAUCGCUCUCUAUGAAAUGUGGCUUAAACAGUUAACGGAGCAAAGUCUAAGUGCGGGGCUUAUCGAGGAGGCGGCAAUUGUGGGAGAAGCCUAUCAGCAAAUGAAUAUCACGGUUAAGAAGGUGCAGGAGUUGUUAACUGUAAUACCGAACCUACACGGAUUUAACGGUGACAUCACAGAUCAAGGAAAUCUGCUAUUACAGGGACCGUUAACUUGCUGUAUCGAUGUGAUCCAAAAACAUUUUGAAUUGUAUGUAUAUCUAUUCCAACGGAUAAUCCUAUUUGCGGACAUCGAGAAAGUGAAACCGCCGUCAAUUCAAACUCCCAAGUUCAACUAUCGCACGCACAUACAUGUCCAUAACAUGCAUUUAAAGGAGCUCGGCGAAAAUAGUUUUCUGCUCAAGUCGAUUGUGUUAAAUCUUCCAGUUUUAAACAUUGUGUGUCAAGCGCCUACCGCCGAGAGCUAUUCUGAGUGGAUCAGAAUUUUGAAUUCCGUGUUGGUUAAGCCGUCCAAACCCUGA